GGUUUUUGGGUAGUCACCUAGGGAUUGGCCAACAGGAAUGGGUAGCGAAAGGGAGGACAACAAAUUUAGAGUAGACUGCCGCCUAUAGGCACCAGCAAUUUAGCCCGCCAAAAGCCCAUCACGGUCCCACCCGCAUCGGGCCUUUCAGCCGGCUGAACACCUCUAUUCCCCCCCUCUCCAAGGAAAGCGAACCACCCUGAUCCUGCAACCCGUGGCGCCCGCUGCCGCCGCCGCAUCGCAUUGCCCCGACGCCGAAACCUAGCUCCUCAAUUCUCCUCGCUCACCCUCUCGCUAGCCGCUGCCCACUCGCCAAUCUCCGUGGCCGGACGCCGUCGGCGAGAUGGCUACGACCUGUUUCCGCGCCGCCGCCCGCGUGGCCUCGGCUGCCGGCCGCUCGGCGGCGGCCUCCCGCUCCGCUCCCUCCGCGGCCCGCGCCGCUGCCGCUGCCGCUGCCGCAGGCCGCGGGGCCUCGUGCUUCUCCAGGGUGCCGGUGGAGCUCGGGUGCUGCGCGGGAUUGUCGCUGCUGCCGCUGCACAGCGCGGUGGCGGCGGCCAGGCUGACGUCGCGGCUGAGCACGGCGUCGAGCUGCCGUGCUCUCUCUCAGGGUAUCCUCUGUCGCACCUAUCCCGGGCUUUAACAUCAUGAAAAUGAUGGUACGUGAAACAUUUGCCCAGUGUCUUAAGAGAUGGGUCUAUCCGUUCGAAGGUGAUAAAUCGCUGGAAGACCUGCUCAUGUCAUGCUCUCGGACUGAAAUGAUUUUUGUAGAGUAGUUAUCUAAAUGAACAUCUGGAGCACUACUCUUUAUUACCCCAUCUACAAUCUUGGCUAUACUAGAUUUUUUUUCAAGGUCAUGCAAGGACGGUUUGCCGUUGUCUGGGUUAUAUUCGCUCAGUAACAAUUCUGAAUGCCUAUCUGUGAUGAUAACAACGAGGAACAAUUUAAGGUCUCCUUGUCAUCAUUUUGAAAGUGGUCGAUGAUUAUGUUAGUACACUUGCUACUGUUUUCUUCAAAUUUUUAAUAAGGUGGCACGAACCUGAACGUGGCUCUCUAGUGAACACUUUGGAGCCUCCGUUUGCUUU
Molecule: messenger RNA, 1079 nt
Organism: Sorghum bicolor (sorghum)
Lineage: Eukaryota; Viridiplantae; Streptophyta; Magnoliopsida; Poales; Poaceae
Product: protein NUCLEAR FUSION DEFECTIVE 6, chloroplastic/mitochondrial
Exons: 4
Coding region: 341-637 (98 amino acids)
Source: RefSeq, a predicted model, not a curated record